ACAUUUUUGUCUUGAUACAUUUGGAAAAAAUCUGAACGCUGUUUUGCCUGGUUUUUAUUACUGAUCGUACCUCUAUCGUUACGUUUGACAUGAAUGUCAGUCAAUACGACUUAUUGACAUUUAUGAUUGUGGGCCGUCUAAUUGGGAGUUUUGUUUUGAGAAAUCAUAAUAGGAUUAGUGCCAGAUUAAACUGAAUUGUAGAUAUUGCAGUUUGAAAAAAUAAUUAAUACUUCUAGAUGUUAGCCAUGAGAUUAGGAAAGUUGGGGUCCCGUAGAAAUAGUGAGUGGAGUUGUUUUGGGUGUAUCCAUGUUCGUACAGCAACAAUAAUUCUGGGAAUAUGGCAUCUGUCUCUCCACUUAUUGGCCCUAGUAGUUCUGGCUCUGCUUAUGAGAAAUCACAACUUGAUUGAACAGAGAUACAAUCGUGAAGAUUUUCAGCAAGGUCAUAUUUUGCCCACUCCUUUGAGUAAAGUUGAGGCUGAUGAGUAUCCUUACUAUUUACCAACAACCCAAGAUGGCAGGACGAUCUAUUCAUCGGAUAUGGAUUCAGGGGCCCUAGUAACUAUUUGUACUCUGGCUAUCACAUUAUGCAUGCUCUAUGGAACGAUAAAGGGGAAGGCUCAUCAUCUGCUUCCAUUCUUCUGCUUACAACUCUUCGAUUUCGCUGUCACAGCUUUAACGGCCACAGGUUAUUUUUGUUACCUGAGGUCCAUACAUCGUUUGGUGGAGGAGCAUUGGCAUAACUUACCGUCCAAAAAGCUAUUGUUGUCUUUGAGUCCUAAUAUGUUAUCGAUAGUUGUUUUGUCUACAUUUUUGAUUGCUAUGGCGUGGAAGGCAUGUUGCAUCUCGAUAGUGUGGCGUUGUUACAAGUUCUUAUCCUUGAAACAACAAAAUAUCAGAAGCACCAUUCAUUUCAUAGCUUUUGAUGCAACAGAUGGUCAGAUAUCAGAUCCUGACUACAGCAGCAUUUUGUGUGGACAAGAAGCAAUGUGCGGACGUUUGGCUAAACAGACUCCUCCACCUUCAUACCAGGAUGUAAUGGGGGAUCAACCACCACCAUACCCUGCUACAAUGGAGAUACUGCAGGAAACUAUAAAUAAUCAUUACAUCCUUACACCACCGAUGGAUACUGUUGUAGAACAAAGAGAAGAGGCAACAGCCAUAAAUGAAAAUAAUCUGGAGCAAGCAAGAGAAGCAGAAACUUGCGCUGAAGGAAUUGCUCAAGAAGUCAAUAAGGUUGGAACAUCUAGAGCAAUGGUUUCAGAAUAGGGUAAUAUCAUGUUUGUUACUUUAUCAAUAGCAAGUCAAAAACAUUCCAUUUCACUAUAUGAUUACAAGUAGAUCAGUAUUUCACUAUGAUUAAAAUAAUGGCCAUCGUUUUAUUGUUAUCAAAUGUUCAUAUUUAGUGUAUUGAAUAUCGUUACAUUGUGUAUUUGAAAAAGAAGGGGGAGAAUCUUCAUUUUGAACUUUUUUAGAAUUGAGUUCAAGAUAACAUUUAUUCACACUGUUAAUAUUGUCAAGUGUUUGAACGUCGUAUAUUUAUAUAAAUGUAUAGUUCCUUGUCCAUACUUAAGGAAGGUGUAUCUAUAUUUUAAAUUGAUGUGGUACAGAGCUGGAACCGGUACCGACUACAACUUCAACACAGUUGAAAAUUUUGAACAUGUAGGAAAUUGCAGGUAAAGAAAUUGUGUAUAAGAAAGAAGUGGAUUCAGUUGAUACCCAAUAUUCUUGCAUAGACUGUUGGUACUCUUAUAUUCGAAUUUAAAAUAUGUAGGGUGUAGAAUGAAAUUGAUUUUAUUUUUGUUUAUUUGAAUAACAAUUUGUUUUCUUUAUUUCAAUAAAAUUGUUUUAAAAUCUA
Molecule: messenger RNA, 1857 nt
Organism: Harmonia axyridis
Lineage: Eukaryota; Metazoa; Arthropoda; Insecta; Coleoptera; Coccinellidae
Product: lysosomal-associated transmembrane protein 4B
Exons: 8
Coding region: 237-1268 (343 amino acids)
Cellular component (GO): lysosomal membrane
Source: RefSeq, a predicted model, not a curated record